AUGCCUUAUAAAUCUCGUUGGACAAUUGAUGUCCCCCACACGCAUCUCGCGUCCUUGUUGUUGACCUCCCCGACGGCGCCCCUUUCUCGACAGAAGCCAUGUUUUCUCGACGCCGCCCGUCCAGAUACUCAUUACUUCACACCUCAUGAUUUUCGUCUGUGGAGCCAGCGCUUUGCGGCAGGGCUACGGAAAGCCGGUCUCCAACGAGGCGAUCGCGUACUGCUCUUUUCCGGGAACGACCUCUUCUUCCCGGUCGUUUUCAUGGGGAUCAUCAUGGCCGGCGGCAUCUUCACCGGGGCAAACCCGACCUAUGUGGCUCGGGAAUUGGCUUACCAACUAGAAGACAGCGGUGCUCUGUUCUUGAUCUGCGCCGCCGGAAGUCUGGAUACAGGUGUCGAAGCUGCGAAGAUGGCCGGCUUGGGAAAGGACAAGGUGUUUGUCUUUGACAAUGCAAUCUUUGACGGACGUGGAGAUGGACAGAAUGGAUGUCCGUACUGGGGCCAGCUGGUGGCAUCGCCGCAAGAAGGUCACGGAUUUGCCUGGGAAGAACUCAAUACCCCCGAGUUGGCCGAUACCACUCUCGCGCUCAACUAUUCAUCCGGGACGACGGGUCGCCCCAAGGGUGUCGAGAUUACACAUAAAAACUAUGUGUCAAACAUGCUGCAGUACACAUACAUGAGCACUUUUUACCCGGAUUAUGAGGCACGACGAGCCCGCGCGCGUUGGCUCUGCUUCCUGCCUAUGUAUCAUGCCAUGGCCCAGAACAUCUUCAUCGCCGCGGCCUUGCAGCGCGAGACGCCCGUAUACAUCAUGCCGAAAUUCGACUUUAUUCAGAUGUUGGAGUAUACGCAAAAGUACCGCAUCACCGAUUUCAUCCUGGUGCCGCCGGUGGUGGUUGCCUUGGCCAAGCAUCCUGCAGUGAAGAAGUAUGAUUUGAGCAGUGUCGAGAGUGUGGCCAGCGGCGCCGCACCCCUGGGCAGAGAGGUUUGCAUCGAAGUAGAAAGACUGUGGCCGGAAGGAAAAAUCAACAUCAAGCAGGGGUGGGGAAUGACCGAGGCGACCUGCUCCAUCCUGGGAUGGGACCCCCGUGAAUCAAGUACGUCUGCAUCGGUCGGCGAGCUCAACGCCAACUGUGAAGCCAAGAUCAUAGCAGACGAUGGUGUCACAGAGAUUACGGAGCGAAAUAAGCGAGGUGAGCUGUGGGUGCGCGGACAAAACGUCAUGAAAGGUUAUUGGCGUAACGAGAAAGCGACCAAGGAGACAAAGACCGAGGAUGGAUGGCUUCGAACUGGAGAUAUUGCAUAUGUCGAUAACAAUGGCAAAUUCCACGUUGUAGAUCGUUUGAAGGAAUUGAUCAAGGUCAAGGGUAAUCAGGUCGCCCCUGCCGAGUUGGAGGCAUUGCUUCUCGACCACCCAGCCGUGGCAGACGUGGCGGUGAUUGGUGUAACUGUGAACAACGACGAGCGCCCUCGAGCAUACAUUGUGCUCAAGCCUGGUCAUUCGGCAACCGCCGAAGAUAUUGUGAAAUUCAUGGAAGGCAAAGUCUCUGCCACCAAGCGCAUCACCGGAGGUGUUGUGUUCUGUGAGGCUAUACCUAAGAAUCCCUCCGGUAAGAUUCUGCGUAAGAUGCUCCGCGAUCAGGCUGCAGAGGAAGUCAAGAGAGCAAAUGCCACUGCCAAGCUGUAG
This is a messenger RNA of Penicillium diatomitis, 1686 nucleotides long. Its product is annotated as acyl--CoA ligase. The record is from RefSeq and is a predicted model, not a curated record. The transcript has 4 exons. Gene Ontology annotation, biological process: secondary metabolic process. The coding region runs from base 1 to 1686 and encodes 561 amino acids. Lineage: Eukaryota; Fungi; Ascomycota; Eurotiomycetes; Eurotiales; Aspergillaceae. Gene Ontology annotation, molecular function: CoA-ligase activity.